This is a messenger RNA of Haplochromis burtoni (Burton's mouthbrooder), 740 nucleotides long. RefSeq names its product alpha-crystallin A chain. The coding region runs from base 100 to 594 and encodes 164 amino acids. The transcript is spliced from 3 exons. Lineage: Eukaryota; Metazoa; Chordata; Actinopteri; Cichliformes; Cichlidae. Gene Ontology annotation, molecular function: protein folding chaperone. The record is from RefSeq and is a predicted model, not a curated record. Gene Ontology annotation, biological process: protein refolding; response to heat.
UAAAUUCAGUGCAGGAGAGCACAGCAGCACCCAUCUCAAACCAAAUCAGACCUAGUCAGCCUGCCUCGUCAUUUAUUACAACCCUCUUGGAAUCUCACCAUGGAUAUCCCCAUCCAGUAUCCCUGGUACCGCCGGGCGUUCCCACAUCGAUUUCCUGACCUCUCCAUGGCAGAACCUCUCACUGACUGGCCAAUGAUGUGGCCAUUCUCCUGGUCCUUCCCCUGGAUGCGCCCUUUGUUUAUGCGCUGGUUCAACUGGCCCGACAAUGGACACAGUGAGAUGCGCUUGGAAAAGGAUCGCUAUGUCAUUUAUGUGGAUGUGAAGCAUUUCUCCCCUGAUGAGCUGUCUGUCAGCGUUAGUGAUGAUUUCAUCACAAUACACGGCAAACAUGAAGACAGACAGGAUGACCACGGCUAUGUGUCAAGAGAGUUUCUGAGGAAGUACAGGCUUCCUUCUGGUGUGACAGGUGCCGAGGUCACCUCCAGUCUGUCGUGUGAUGGUGUACUGACAAUCACAGCACCUCGGUCAUCUCCUGGGCCGGAGCGCAAUAUUCCUAUUUCCUGUGAAGAUGGAACACAGAAACAGAAAAUGUAGAGCAGAGCCUGACGCACCAGAUGCUGCUUUACUAUUAACCCUUUAUAUUGUCUGUUAUGUUGGCAGUGCCGUACAUAUAUAUAGAGUAGUCAUACAGUUCUAGAUGUCUAAAACUGCUGUCUAAUAAAACAGUUCCUAACCCCUAA